Messenger RNA from Equus quagga, 1469 nucleotides. RefSeq names its product mitochondrial ribosomal protein S10 (gene MRPS10). The record is from RefSeq and is a predicted model, not a curated record. Gene Ontology annotation, cellular component: mitochondrial small ribosomal subunit; mitochondrion. The transcript has 8 exons. Lineage: Eukaryota; Metazoa; Chordata; Mammalia; Perissodactyla; Equidae. The coding region runs from base 541 to 1200 and encodes 219 amino acids.
GCAAGAUGGCGGCGCGAGGAGUGCUUGGCGCGGUUUGCCGGCGACUCUGGCAGAAUAAACCGAGGCUCAGAGAAGAUAGGAAACUUGCCUCGCGAAAAUGAGGGGCUGAGGUGGCACGAGAUCUUAGACGCUUCCCACGGAGCCAGACUGAGAUGCCUUCCUGAUACCCGGGGGUUCUGAGCUUUACAUGAGAGUCGCUGAAGUCGGAGGAGUGGCUCAGAUAGCCUCUGCGCGGUUCUUUGGAGAAAAGGCAGAAACUCAAGCAGCGGUUCUCAAGCCAUUUGGCCUCGGCACCUCUUGAUGCUGUGAAAGUGCUUGAGGACUCCAAAGAGCUUUUGUUUUUGUGGCUUUUAGCUAUCGAUAUUUAGCUUAUUAGAAAAUAAAACUGAAAAUCUUAAAAAUAGUUAAUCACUUAAAGAUAACACUAAUAAAACUCAUUACAUGUUAACAUAAUUAACGUUUUUAUGGAAAAUAACUAAAUUUUCCAAACAAAUUUAGUGAGAAGAGUGGCAGUAGUUUGUGUUUUUGCAAAUCUCCUUAAUGUCUGGCUUAAUAGAAGACAGCUGGAUUCUCAUACCUGUUUCUGCAGUCUGUUGCUAUAUCACACAUCCUACAGCCUCUGGAAAACCUCACCGGACACUGGAUUCGAGGAAUUUUUCUGUAAACAAUUGUAAGAGCAGUACAGCUAAAAAUGGUGGCUUUCUACUCAGUACCAAUAUGAAGUGGGUACAGUUUUCAAACCUACACAUUGAUGUUCCCAAGGAUGUGAACAAGCCAAUGAUAACCGUUUCUGAUGAACCAGACACAUUAUAUAAGCGCCUGUCAGUUUUAGUAAAAGGCCAUGAUAAGGCUGUAUUGGACAGUUAUGAAUAUUUUGCCGUGCUUGCUGCUAAAGAACUUGGUAUCUCUAUUAAAGUACAUGAACCUCCAAGAAAAAUAGAGCGAUUGACUCUUCUCAAAUCGGUACAUAUUUUCAAGAAGCACAGAGUUCAGUAUGAGAUGAGAACACUUUACAGAUGUUUAGAGUUAGAACGUGUAACUGGAAGUACAGCGGAUGUCUAUUUGGAAUAUAUUCAGCGAAACUUACCUGAAGGAGUUGCCAUGGAAGUUACGAAGACAAGAUUAGAACGGCUACCAGAACACAUCAAGGAGCCAAUCUGGGAAACGAUACCAGAGGAAAAAGAAGAAAGCAAGUCAUAAAGGCUCAGAGAGACCACUUGUGCUGGCAUUUGAAGCGAGGGUGGGCCAGACAUGCCUGUUGAAAUGGACGAUUUUGAGUCCCCCUGACUUCUCUGUGGAGUCCACGUGCCCUGAUAGUUUGAAAUCAGGGAAUGGAGCUUUAAUGAUACACUGGAUAUAGCGGAGGACCACUUCAUCUGUUCUUUCAUACUUGUCAUUGUUUCAGUUCUGAUUUUAACAGAUGUGAGCAAACCAUUUUGACAAUACACCAAAAGAUUUCUAUUUCUUUA